CACGGCACCCGUAGCCGCAUCCCAGAUUCAGCGCUGCCGCUGCUGUCACAACAGAGAAAGAGGAUAAUAAGUUAUUAGUCCGCUGACAGAAGAAUAAUCCUCUUCAUACCGACCCCAAGCCGCUAACAUUUUAUUUCAAAAUGUCUGACAAAAGUGAGCUGAAAGCAGAGUUGGAGAGAAAGAAACAACGCCUGGCCCAGAUCAGGGAGGAGAAGAAGAGGAAAGAGGAAGAACGCAAGAAGAAAGAGCUGGAUGGCCGGAAGGAGGGAGCGUCUCCUCCGCAGGAUGACUCUGAUCUGGAGAGGAAGAGGAGGGAGGCAGAGGCUCUGCUGCAGAGCAUGGGGAUAGUGGACGCCUCCAUGGUGCAACCUCUGCGUGUGGUAACGGAGGAUACGUGUCUGUUUCACUAUUUAGUCCCCCCUCCCAUGUCCCCCUCUGCCAAAUCAGUGGACACACCCAGCGAAACGGGCAGCCAGGACUCGGGAGACGGUGGCAUGGGGCCGAGGACUCUUCAUUGGGACUCUGACCCCUCUACUCUACUGCUCCAUUCAGACUCUCAGCUCGGACGCGGCCCGCUGAAGUUGGGCAUGUCAAAGGUCACGCAGGUGGACUUCCCGCCCAAAGAGAUGGUGUCAUACUCAAAAGAGACCCAGACGCCCACACAGACUCAUCACAAAAAUGAUGAGGAAGAGGAGGAAGAUUCGGCUGUGACACAGCCUGUCCUGGAGCCUCAAGAGGAGAAAGACCCUCAGAAAGAGGAAGAAGAAGCGCUGCCUCAUGAGCUGACGGAGGAAGAGAAACAGCAGAUUCUUCACUCGUCGGAGUUCGUGACUUUCUUUGACCACAGCUCUCGUAUCAUGGAGCGCGCGCUCUCUGAGCAGGUGGAUGUGUUCUUCGACUACAGCGGGCGAGACCUUCAGGAUAAAGAGGGGGAGUCGCAGGCCGGGGCCAAACUCUACCUGAACAGACAGUUUGCGGACGAACGCUGGUCUAAACACAGAGUCGUCACGUGUCUCGACUGGUCACCACAGUACCCUGAGCUGCUGUUGGCAUCAUAUUGUAGUAAUGAGGAUGCGCCACAUGAGCCGGACGGCGUGGCUCUCGUCUGGAACAUGAAAUAUAAGAAAACCACACCGGAAUAUGUCUUCCACUGCCAGUCUGCAGUGAUGUCAGCAGCGCUCGCACAGUUUCAUCCUAAUCUGGUGGUUGGAGGCACGUACUCGGGUCAGAUCGUCCUGUGGGACAACCGGAGCAACAAACGCACCCCUGUGCAGAGGACGCCGCUCUCAGCCUCAGCUCACACGCACCCGGUGUACUGUGUGAAUGUGGUGGGGACUCAGAACGCUCAUAAUCUCAUCAGCAUCUCCACGGAUGGGAAGAUGUGCUCCUGGAGUCUGGACAUGCUGUCUACACCACAGGACAGUCUGGAGCUCGUGUUUAAACAGUCCAAAGCAGUUGCCGUGACCUCCAUGUCAUUUCCUCUGGGUGAUGUCAAUAACUUUGUUGUGGGCAGUGAGGACGGGUCCAUCUACACCGCCUGUAGACAUGGCAGUAAAGCGGGCAUCAGUGAGAUGUUCGAGGGUCAUCAUGGACCAAUCACAGGGCUCGACUGCCACACGGCGGCAGGACCGGUCGACUUCUCUCACCUGUUCGUCACUUCCUCUUUUGACUGGACCGUCAAACUCUGGAGCACCAAGAACAAUAAGCCUCUGUACUCUUUCGAGGACAACUCCGACUACGUGUAUGACGUCAUGUGGUCACCCACACACCCGGCCCUGUUCGCUUGUGUGGACGGGGUCGGACGUUUGGACCUGUGGAACCUUAACAAUGAAACUGAGGUCCCCACAGCAAGCGUAGCGGUGGAAGGAAACCCUGCGCUGAACCGCGUGCGCUGGGCUCACUCGGGACGAGAGGUGGCCGUCGGCGACUCCGAGGGACAGGUGCACAUUUACGACGUUGGAGAGCAAAUUGCAGUGCCCCGGCAGGACGAGUGGACUCGGUUUGUGCGCACGCUCGCAGAGAUCAACGAGAACCGGGAGGAUGUGGAGGAACUGGCUGCUCAACGAUUGGCUGCAUGAUCACCACGGCAACCCCUUCUGACCAAUCACGGUUCCCCUGCAUUUGCAUAUCUCCACCCUCUCUGAAGUUCUUUUAGUGUUACUGGACGACAAUCUAGGGCUUUUGAAUUAUAAAUGG
Messenger RNA from Rhinichthys klamathensis goyatoka, 2196 nucleotides. It is a transcript of the gene dync1i2b, whose product is annotated as dynein, cytoplasmic 1, intermediate chain 2b. The record is from RefSeq and is a predicted model, not a curated record. Gene Ontology annotation, molecular function: dynein heavy chain binding; dynein light chain binding. Gene Ontology annotation, cellular component: cytoplasmic dynein complex. Bases 141 to 2078 code for a protein of 645 amino acids. The transcript has 17 exons. Gene Ontology annotation, biological process: transport along microtubule. NCBI's taxonomy places the organism in Eukaryota, Metazoa, Chordata, Actinopteri, Cypriniformes, Leuciscidae.